Molecule: messenger RNA, 840 nt
Organism: Colletotrichum orchidophilum
Lineage: Eukaryota; Fungi; Ascomycota; Sordariomycetes; Glomerellales; Glomerellaceae
Exons: 4
Coding region: 1-840 (279 amino acids)
Source: RefSeq, a predicted model, not a curated record
AUGGCCUCCGUCGGAACCGAUGCUGAGGGCCAGGUGACCUUCCUCGUCUACUGCAUCAAGCACUCUACAGGUGGAAAGGUUGACUUUCAGUCUGUUGCUGAUGACUGCAACAUUGUUACCAAGGCUGCCGCUGCCAAGCGAUUCGAGCGCGUUCUCCAGAAGUAUGGAUUGAAGACCAGCGACUUGGCCAAGGCCGGUCCCAUGGCCGCCUCUCCCGGUGGUAGCACCGCGAGCCCCAAGACCCCGUCCAAGAGCGCUGCCAAGGUUACUCCUAAGUCGAAGGGCAAGCGCGCCGCCGCCGACACUCCCACCAAGGAGACCAAGCGAUCCAAGCUGGCCAAUCACCCGGCUGUCUCGUCCUACAAUGACGAUGACGACGCCGAGGAGGAGAACCAGUUCAAGGUCAAGUCGGACCCUGAGGCCUCUGUCGCUGACUCCACCAACGGUUCGUACUACAAUGUCCCCCGAGGCCGCGAUGACGAUGACGACGACCUGCAACUUCUCUAUGUUGUGGAGAAGACGAGCGAUUGCCCCGUUCACGAUUCCGGCGAAUCUCGGAGUCCUCCUUCCGCGUCCGUUUCGAGCGAUACUAACACCGAUAUUUCAAUGCAGAUGCUGCCGAGGGCGACGAGCAAUCCGAGAUUUAGCGACAUGCCAGCUUGCUAUCAUGGCUGGGGGUUCCUACCGGAUAUUCCCGUCUAUACAUGGCCGGAUACUUGCGCGAUACAUGGGGAGCUGGAAGCAGCACAGACUGAAGAUAGACCUCUUACGCUGACGAUGUGGCUGUCAUGGCUCACCAAAUUGCUGGAAAGGAUGGCUCGUACAUGGGAAUGGGAGUGA